Talaromyces rugulosus is the source of this 1716-nucleotide messenger RNA. RefSeq lists its product as uncharacterized. NCBI's taxonomy places the organism in Eukaryota, Fungi, Ascomycota, Eurotiomycetes, Eurotiales, Trichocomaceae. Gene Ontology annotation, biological process: UDP-glucose transmembrane transport. Gene Ontology annotation, molecular function: antiporter activity. Bases 1 to 1716 code for a protein of 571 amino acids. The record is from RefSeq and is a predicted model, not a curated record. Gene Ontology annotation, cellular component: cis-Golgi network; Golgi apparatus; endoplasmic reticulum-Golgi intermediate compartment. The transcript has 2 exons.
AUGACGGUUGGGGCCUCACGAAACAUCACCGGCCACCAUCGCCGGCGGAGCUCCAUCCUAACAGCAGCCGGCCCUUCACAGCUUCAUGCUGCGCCUGUCGAAAAUUAUGUCGAAAGAGAAGGGCGCUUAAGCCCCAGGGAAGACGGCCCCAAGGGCGAAGACCAGAGGUCGCUUACUAACGAGGAUACCGAUUCCUCUGAUCUAUCAUCCAUCGCCGAAUCACUCGACGGCGACUCUGAUGAUGCAUUGAACGAUGAUGAAGAGACCGGCUUGACAGCAAAGCAAAGAAACGACCGACGACGGCGGAGGAAGAAACAACGGAAGCGGCUUGAUGCCAAAAUCGCCGGCGUCAAGUCCAAAACAAGCAAUGUGGUCGCGGAUAAGAACGUCGCCAGGAGGCUGACAAUAAAUGCCUGCUUGAUUGGCCUGUGGUAUUUGUUUUCGCUGGCAAUCUCAAUAUAUAACAAAUGGAUGUUCUCAGAAGACGAGGUCGUCUUCCCUUAUCCGGUCUUUACAACCAGCCUUCACAUGCUUGUCCAGUUCACACUCGCCGCGCUCGUUCUCUACUUCAUCCCUACUCUCCGUCCAAAAUCUCCGCCAACGGCAGCUUCUAACGAACCUCUCAUGACCAAGAUGUUUUACCUAACACGCCUAAUUCCAUGCGGCACCGCCACGUCUUUGGAUAUCGGCCUGGGCAACAUGUCCCUAAAAUAUAUUUCCCUUACCUUUCUCACCAUGUGCAAGUCAUCGGCACUCGCCUUUGUCCUUCUCUUUGCUUUUAUCUUUCGUCUAGAGUCACCAUCGGUAAAACUGAUAAUUGUUAUCGGCACAAUGACCGUAGGUGUUAUCAUGAUGGUUGCGGGAGAAACGGCUUUUGAUGUGCGAGGCUUUGCAUUAGUUAUCGCUUCGGCCUUUUUCUCUGGCUUUAGAUGGGGCCUUACUCAAAUCCUUUUACUCCGGAACCCCGCAACCUCCAACCCAUUCUCCACCAUGUUCUUCCUCACCCCUAUCAUGUUUUUCUCCUUGAUGGCCAUUUCCCUCAGUAUUGAGGGACCACACGAUAUUGGCGAUGGAUUGAACACUUUGAUCAACUCUCACGGAUCCUUGCAUGCGUCGCUACUUCUCAUCUUUCCAGGAGCGUUAGCGUUCUGUAUGAUAGCGUCCGAAUUUGCGUUGCUCCAACGAUCUUCAGUCGUCACCCUGAGUAUCUGCGGAAUCUUCAAAGAGGUUGUGACGAUCAGCGCCGCGGGCGUCAUUUUCCACGAUAAAUUGACGCCCAUCAAUGUGUCUGGCCUCCUUGUGACUAUUGCAAGCAUUGCGACGUACAACUACAUGAAAAUUAGCAAAAUGCGAUCUGAAGCCCGCGACGAAAUCGAUCCGGAGCCAGAGGUUGAGGAAUAUAGCAUCUCGCCGGUCACUGAGGCUCCAAACCGACAGCGUCCUAUACCAAACUAUGGACUUGGCCUAGGACUCGGCACUCGCGACGGCGAAAACCGAGGAGCUUACCAGUCCGUCCCUAAUGAUACGCUUGAUCCCUACCCGCAGAGUGGUGGAGAGGGCGACGAGAACGUGAACAUAACUCCGAGAAACGAUGUUCGUCGUGGUCGAUAUUCAUUCCCUGUACAUGUCAGUGGCACCUUAGCUGCCCCAGGAGGGCCAUUAGGUCAGCAGCCACAACACCCUACACCAUCGACGAACGUGGAAGAUGAAGCAUAG